AUGUUUACGGAAUUAAUAGCACAAAUUGAGCCUCGCGGGAUUGCAAGGCAGGCGCUCGUGCUUGUCAAUGCCGUUGCAUUGGCUGAGCAGGCGCGCGCAACGGUGCAGCGGAUGCUGCCCCACCUCUCUGUCGAAAUUGAGCAGGGCGCCAAGAAUAAGGCGUCGGGGCGCGCAGACGUAACAAUUGCGACCUUGCAAUCUUUGCGUCAUGCUAGCAGACUGGAAAAGUACGAUCCAGAGCGGUUUAAGUGCGUUAUUGUGGACGAGGCACACCACUCGACCUCGACAAGUUAUCUCCGCGUACUUUCCCACUUUCACAACCAGGUCCGUACACAGCAAGCACCGGAGGCAGAGCGGGAUGCUGGCAUGCCGCCUAUGCACCCACGUGUUCCUAUUAUUGGCUUCUCGGCGACAUUUUCGCGGCACGAUGGGUACGCGCUCGGCAAUGUCUACGACCAGAUUGUGUUCCACAAAGAUUUUCUCGCCAUGAUCCAAGAGGCUUGGCUUUCUCCUCUUCGAUUUACGGCUGUGCACAUUGACUUGGACUUGUCCAAAGUGACACGCACGGGACGAGACUACAAUGUAGCAUCUCUUGCCAAGGUGAUGAACAGGCCCGCAAUGAAUGCGCUGGUCGUGCGGACUUGGAUUGCCAAGGCACACAAAAUGCGACGCUCGACACUUGUGUUUGCUGUAAAUAUCGAGCACAUUAACGCGCUUGUUGCCGAGUUCCAUGCGCGAGGAGUCGAAGCGCGUGGGAUUCACUCAGGCAUGCCGCUCAAGGUGCGCGACGAAGUGCUCAAUGCGUUCCGCAACGGCGCAUUUCCCGUCUUGAUUAACUGUGCUAUUCUUACAGAGGGCGCAGACGUCCCCCCUAUCGACUGCAUAUUGCUGGCGCGUCCAACUCAGUCGCAAAACCUUUUUUCGCAAAUGAUCGGGCGUGGAAUGCGUUUGUCACCAGGAACAGGGAAAGAGGACUGUUUGAUUGUUGACUUGGUGGGCAACUUGGACAAUGAACUUGUAUGCACGCCGACUUUGUUUGGUCUAUUUGACGCUGGGCAUAUUGAAAACGCUAGCAUUGACGAGCUGCUUGCGCGCAAACAGGAACAGACCGACAAUGCAGAUGUACCUGCGUUUGAGAGCGAGGCUAUUUCCGCAGUCACAUUUGUUGAUUACGAUGAUCCGCAAGCGCUUGUAGAAGCGAUGCAGACGCGCGGCUCUCGCGCGGCCGACAAGCAUUCGCAAAAUGCAUGGGUUGAUUGCGGAGGCCAAGUGUUUGUGCUGAGCUCGUACGACGGAAGCUAUGUAAAGAUCCAACGCGAGAAAGACUUGUAUGUGGGAUAUCAUUACCCACGAAAUCCUGCAGUUGAUUGGUCCUCAGGUGCAUCGGACAGCUCAAACGCAUCUGCGUCGCCCUACUGGCAGAAGAAGGUUGUGCUGCGCAGCGAGGAUUUUGGGCAUGCGAUACGGGGUUGCGAUACGUACAUGCAGAAAAAGAUGAGCAAUGCGGGUCGAUCACCAUUGUGGCUGCGCCGGCAUGCAAUGUGGCGUCAUCGCCCAGCAUCGGUGCGCGCGCGCGCCACUCUGGCAAAAAAGCUUGGCGACGGGCAAAAGGCGGAAGACUUUACAGAGAUCAGCCAUGGGCGUAUGCACACCAUCUUGACACGGCUACGGCAUGGAGGUAAGAUGCGAUGGAAACGCACUGUUCAGCAGAAUAACAAGCGUAUUCGUCAUACUGAAGCACGGAAUCCGUCUGUACAAGUAGGGCCGCUGCCGAAAGCAGCAUAA
This is a messenger RNA of Malassezia vespertilionis, 1785 nucleotides long. It is a transcript of the gene irc3, whose product is annotated as Putative ATP-dependent helicase IRC3. The transcript has a single exon. Lineage: Eukaryota; Fungi; Basidiomycota; Malasseziomycetes; Malasseziales; Malasseziaceae. The record is from RefSeq and is a predicted model, not a curated record. Gene Ontology annotation, molecular function: DNA binding; hydrolase activity; ATP binding. The coding region runs from base 1 to 1785 and encodes 594 amino acids.